AUCAAACACAGUCCACUAGUCUACCCAAUUACGAAAUGUAGCCCGUGAAUUAAAAACAAAACUAAUUAGAAGAGAGUCCACGUGUGAAAACAUGAUUGGAAGGAACCCCGCCCGGUGACAACAAGCAGAGAAAACCCACCACCGCUUCCCUCUUCGGUGGUAUAGUUCGAUCCAGCCAUCCCAUACUAUCCAAAGAUUUUGAUUCCUCUAUUUUCUGGAAUUCGAAAGAGAAAGAGGCAUUAAUCGAUACUUUUUACUUCACAAAGAGCCUUCGAUUCUUGUACUGAUUUUUAAACAAGAGUGGUGACAACAAGAUGAUGAGGCUGCAGACGUAUGCUGGGCUUAGUUUUUUCGCUGCCCUAGCUGUUAUAUAUCAUGCAUUUAAUAGUAGAGAGCAAUUCUAUCCUGCCAUGGUGUAUUUAUCCACCUCCAAGAUCAGUUUGGUGCUUCUGCUCAACAUGGGUCUGGUCGUUAUGUGUAUUUUGUGGCAGUUGACUAAGAAGAUCUUUCUUGGUCAACUGCGGGAGGCAGAGGUGGAGAGGUUGAAUGAGCAGUCCUGGCGUGAAGUAAUGGAAAUCCUCUUCGCCAUUACAAUAUUCCGCCAGGACUUCUCUGUUACCUUUCUUGCCAUGGUUACUGCACUUUUGUUGAUUAAGGCUUUGCACUGGUUGGCUCAAAAGCGAGUGGAGUAUAUUGAGACCACCCCCACCGUGCCUAUGUUGUCCCAUGCCCGCAUUGUUUCUUUUCUUGGCUUCCUUCUCCUCAUUGACAGCAUCUUCUUGUAUAACUCUGUAAAGUAUCUGAUACAGACUAGGACGGCUUCAGUCUCCCUAUUUUUUUCUUUUGAGUACAUGAUACUUGCUACCACCACAGUCUCUACUUUUAUCAAAUAUGUGUUUUAUGUGAGUGACAUGCUUAUGGAUGGGCAAUGGGAAAAGAAGGCUGUCUACACCUUUUACUUGGAACUCAUCCGGGACUUGUUGCACCUGUCUAUGUACCUAUGUUUCUUCCUUGUUAUCUUCGUGAACUAUGGUGUUCCUCUUCACUUAAUUCGGGAGCUUUAUGAGACCUUCCGUAACUUCAAAAUCCGCGUUGCCGAUUACAUUCGUUAUCGGAAAAUCACUUCAAAUAUGAAUGACCGGUUUCCAGAUGCAACCCCUGAAGAACUGGAUGCAAGCGAUGCAACUUGCAUUAUUUGUCGUGAGGAGAUGACCACAGCAAAGAAACUUGUUUGUGGGCAUCUCUUUCAUGUGCACUGUCUUCGUUCGUGGUUGGAAAGACAGCACACAUGCCCAACAUGCAGAGCUCUAGUCGUGCCACCUGAAAAUGGGACGAGUACAGCUGGAUCACGAGCCGACAGCCAUCAACAAGGAACAAGCAUGGCUGGUACAUCAUCUUCUUCUGGAUCUACUUCUGCGGGUAAUGAUGUUGGGAAUGGCGAUGAUGGUAAUCACCACCAGGCUCGACUCCAAGCCGCCGCCGCUGCCGCUGCCAUAUAUGGAAAAUCUUUUGUUUAUCCUUCUCCUAGUACCCCUGUGUGGUAAUGUUGUCUAUCUCUUGCCCUGGAAUCUGCAUUAAUUGAUGGGUAGCUCCUAUUACUGCUGUCUCUUUACCUUGCAUAUUUUUUACUUGUAGGGCUCCUGGCUCAGCUGGUGUAGCCGUAGCAGGACCUCAGUCACAACAGCAUCCACUUGGUAGCACCUUUGUCCAGUUCUCACAAUUUCCUUUUGCUGGUACACAUGUUCCUGGUGGCAAUACCGGGUAUGGAGUGGGACUUGGUAGCUACCAACCCGUAUCGGAAUCUCAAUUGGAAGCUCAGAAAAAACUUCUGGAGCACCAGAUUGAGGUAAGUGGAGAUGUACAUAGCUUGAAAGUCUUUAUAGCUUCAUCUUGCCUCUCUCAGUUAUGGAUCUAUAUGGAAGUUUAAAUCUUUUGAAUUCCUUCAAGCUUUCAAGCUCUCUCAGUUUGAAUUCCUUCAAACUUCCAAUUUCGUAUUCUUUUUCAAGUCAGCAAGGAUACUGUUGAUUUGUAAAGAAUCUUUUUUGUUAGGAAGUAUUUGUGUUCUUUCGAUUACCAUGUUGGAGGAUGGAUCUGGUUUACGCGUAAUCAAUGACUCAAUGGUUUUUGCCAUUUCCAAUUUCCUUUUGAAAUAAAGUGAAUGUCAAAGGAUUUGUCUUGGUACAUGGUAUAGCAAUGAUUUUUUUGUUUUGUUGAUUCUUGGGCAUUAGGUAGAUGUGAUCGAGUGGUGUUAUCAUGUUUCUUGCCAAUUCAUUUUGACUGAAAAAAUCUAUAUCCUCAGAUUUUACAGGCCCAGCUCCAGCUGAUAGGGAAAGUUGUUUCAGAGAGAAAUACAGAGACAGAAUUAGCCGACAAAAGCAACACCAAGGGCAAAGCUGUUGUUUUAGGUUCAGCGUCGUCCUCCUCUUCAGAUGGCAAUCAGGAUGUGUAGACUCAAUACAGAAACUAAUAGAGUUUCGACCAAGCCCAAGUUUCUAGGUUAAUGACAAAAAGAAGAAGAAUGUAAGAAAGAAGAGAACAAAAAAUGAAAAAAUGGAAGACGCUCAAGGAAUGCUGACAGGAGGAUUUUGAUUUAGGAUCUGUAAUUUUCGGUUAUGUCCAAUUCAGAGGACAUUUUUGUAUCAUAAUGAUAGGACUCGUCAACUGUGAUUUAUGGAAUAGUAAUUUAUAUAACAAUUAUGCCUUUUCAAUUUAAUGUAUAUAGGCAAUGUUGGAAGUCAGGGUUUACAAGGAUGGGGUUAUUUCUUUCGUUUUGUCUGAAACGAAAUAAUCAUUUUCAUAAAGAAAAGCUUUGGUAAGAGUUAUACAAUUUGACCUAAGUUGAUAUAGAACAAUAAGCUUGAAAAUGUGUAGAGAAUGAAUGAGUGCGCGACUAGCUAACCUAAUGCAAAUGCUAUUCCAACUUUUCCGAAUAAAUAGAAUUUACAUUUAUCAAAAUGAGACUUCAUCUACCUUAAGAUGAUAAUCUCCACAUCUAGUUGUACUUUACCAUUUUCAUCCUUUGAUGUUGAGCUUCAAAACCCGCCUUCCUUUCAGCUUCCAUUUCAGCUGUCAAGUCACUCAAAGAAGAGGCUAAGAAAAUUGAAGUGUCCUUCCUAACUCUUUUAACUCCAAAACCAGUUUUGCUUGUCUACAAAUCCCUGAUUGUACCUACAGUCCUGCCUGAAAUUCCCCCAUUCCAGCUUCUGGUGCUUUCCAACAGUCCUGCCUCUCUUCUGUUGCAAUAGGCCUGUUUUAAUCUUUUUGGCAUUUGGGCACUUUGCAUUCAGACCGUUCUUUCUAGGCCUUAUUGCAUGUUUCCAGCGAUGAAACCUUUUUUUUGGUAAAAAAACCAAUUGUUUCAGGUCUUCCACACCUAUCAGAGAAGGUUAACAGUGAUCUCCAUUCUGGGCUGUAAAUUAUCAUCACAACAUCCCUCCUUAUCUAUUUUGAUCUGAUGUACAACUACUCCUUAUGUAUUUACAAAUUUGCC
Molecule: messenger RNA, 3490 nt
Organism: Oldenlandia corymbosa var. corymbosa
Lineage: Eukaryota; Viridiplantae; Streptophyta; Magnoliopsida; Gentianales; Rubiaceae
Source: the annotation of a GenBank genome assembly